AUGUGGACGCUAGUAAAGACUAAGGUUUUGCCAUGGCUGGCGCUGUGGAUGUUCUUUCUCUUGUGGAGUACAGAGGCGCAGACUCGAUACACCAUUCCUGAGGAAUUGAAAGCGGGCUCUGUUGUUGGGAAUAUAGCUAAAGACUUGGGCUUGGAAAUCUUAAAGAUCUCUGAUCGUAAAUUGAGGAUAGCCUCGGAGGGUGGUAAGCAGUAUUUCAGUGUGGAUUUGGGAAAGGGCGAACUCAUUGUUAAUGAGAGAAUAGACAGAGAGAGCCUAUGCGGACUAAAGGCUAGUUGUUUGUUACCCCUGGAGCUUAUCAUUGAGGAUCCACUGCAAUUUUAUCGGAUCGAGGUGGAAAUACAGGAUUUAAAUGACAAUUCUCCACGUUUCAUGUCAGACGAGAACACUAUAAAAGUAUCCGAAUCAACUCUCCCUGGCGUUCGGUUUCGUUUAGAAACGGCAGAGGACCUUGACGUUGGAGUCAAUGCUUUACGCUCAUAUGCUCUGAAUAAAAAUUACUUAUUUGCUUUGAAAGUUAAAAACAAUAAAGACGGCACAAAAGUUCCUGAGCUAAUUCUGGAAAAGGCUGUAGACCGGGAACAGCAACCCGUGUACAAUCUAAUUCUUACCGCGUUUGAUGGAGGUACUCCAGCAAGAUCUGGAACCACGCAAAUUGCAGUGCUGGUGCUAGACAUAAAUGACAAUGCGCCCAUUUUUGAGCAAGACUUAUACGAAAUCCAAAUGAGCGAAACUACAGCUCCCGGGACAUUAGUAUUGACGGUUAGAGCCAACGACUUGGAUGAAGGCACAAACAGUAAAAUAGAGUAUUCAUUCGAAUCACAUACAGCAGACUCUAUUCAAACGCUAUUUGUUAUAAAUCAAGACACUGGAGAAAUUACUUUAUCACAGUCAUUAGAUUACGAGAUAAGUCCUUCGUUUAAAUUUGAUGUAUGCGCUGCAGACAAAGGUACGCCAUCUAUGGAGAGCCACAGCAGUGUUCAAGUGACUGUAGUAGAUGUUAAUGAUAACCAACCGGAGAUCACCAUCACCUCCAUACCCAAACCCGUUAGAGAGGAUGCCCCAGUAGGAACUAUGGUAGCUCUGAUUAGUGCCAAGGAUUUAGACUCUGGUGACAAUGGUAAGGUCUCCCUUCGUAUGUCUUUUGAUUACCCUUUCAAAUUAAACCCCUCAUUUUCUAACCAUUACACACUAGUAACAGAUUCAACAUUAGACCGAGAAAAAUGCCCUGAAUACCAUAUUGAGCUUGAAGCAUCGGAUUCAGGGUCCCCACCUCUCACCUCAAAUAAAAUAAUAACACUGAAUAUUUUAGACGUUAAUGACAACCCUCCAAUUUUCUCCCAAACAUCUUACACUGUUUAUGUCAGAGAGAACAAUGCUGCUGGAUCAAUAAUGUGUUCAGUGUCCGCUACAGAUCCAGAUAUAAGAGAAAAUGCUAAGAUCUCCUAUUCUAUAUUAGACUCUAAAGUACAAGACGUGUCAGUCUCCUCCUAUAUUUACAUAAACUCAGAUAACGGCAGCAUCUACAGCAUGCACUCGUUUGACUAUGAGAAACUGAAGGCGUUUCAGAUUCAGGUGCAGGCAAAGGAUCACGGCUCUCCGUCUCUGAGCAGCAAUGCCACGGUUCAUGUUUUUAUUCUGGACCAGAACGACAAUGCCCCGGCUGUUAUUUACCCCUCCGCUGUAAUGGGCUCUGUUUCCCAUCAGAAGAUUCCCCGGUCCGCUAAAGCAGGCCACCUCACCACUAAGAUAUCGGCAGUGGACGCAGACUCGGGCCACAACGCCUUGAUUUCCUAUAGGCUGACGGAGGCCACAGACUUGUCUCUGUUCAGUGUGAAUCUUUACACGGGAGAGGUGAGGACAAAACGCGCUCUUUCAGAGCAUGAUGACUCCUCUCAGAGGCUGCUUAUAGAGAUAAAGGACAAUGGGGAGCCGGUCCAGUCCACCACAGUCACAGUCAAUAUACUGUUUGAGGACAGGAUACAUGAACCCAUCUCGGAAUACCGCCAGAAAACAGCAGAGCCAUGCAGGAGAAACAGUAAAAUCACCUUUUAUUUGAUCAUCUCUCUGGCCUCAGUGUCCGUCUUGUCUUUGUUAACUUUUCUCAUCUUAGUGGUGAAGUGCGUUAGAAACAGUAGGAGCAGCUCGAGUUGCUGUAUCAGACGAGCUGACUCUGACGGAUACAAGAAUCCCAACAGAAACCUGCAGAUCCAGCUCAACACUGAUGGCCCUAUUAAGUAUGUGGAGGUCCUGGGAGGGGACCUGUUGUCUCAGAGCCAGUCGUUCAGGUCGUGUCUCUCUCCAAUGUCAGAGUUCAGUGAUUUCACCCUCGUUAAACCCAGCAGCACUACUGACUUUAAGGAAAUGAUAAACGUGCUUGAUGCAUCUUUACCUGACAGUGCGUGGACAUUCGAGAGUCAACAGGUGAGAAUAAAAAAGUAA
This is a messenger RNA of Salvelinus namaycush (lake trout), 2460 nucleotides long. RefSeq names its product protocadherin gamma-C5-like. Gene Ontology annotation, biological process: homophilic cell-cell adhesion. Gene Ontology annotation, cellular component: plasma membrane. The transcript has a single exon. The record is from RefSeq and is a predicted model, not a curated record. Gene Ontology annotation, molecular function: calcium ion binding. Bases 1 to 2460 code for a protein of 819 amino acids. NCBI's taxonomy places the organism in Eukaryota, Metazoa, Chordata, Actinopteri, Salmoniformes, Salmonidae.